Molecule: messenger RNA, 606 nt
Organism: Symbiodinium pilosum
Lineage: Eukaryota; Dinophyceae; Suessiales; Symbiodiniaceae
Source: the annotation of a GenBank genome assembly
AUGACGCUGAUUACAAUAUUUCUCUAUUCUUCGCACGUCCUGAUUGCUGCUCGGCGAGUUCAUCUCUCAGGGCAGGCUUUGAGGUAUUAUUUCACUGUCGCCUACGUGAUCCUGAUUGGUGCUCCUUGGCUUGUUUUACAGCCCGGAGUGCAGUCAGUUGCACACAUGAAAAUGUGUGAAGUCUCUCAGUUCAUCUCAGUACUUGUUUUCUUGGACAGCAGAGUCCACAUUCCUGGUCAACUCAUACUGUGCAUUUCAGAGAUCUGUCGUCACAUUGUGACACAUGGCUGGGAGCAGACGCCACUGGCUCACACUGUGGUUGCUCAGCUAGUGUUUUCGGGCCUCGUCAUCACGGCCUCGAUAACGAUGGAGUCUCAACUACGUGCUCGCUUGUCGGCACAGCUUCAAAACGCUGAUGCCGAGUCCUUGAUCUCAAGCUUUCGAGUGCUGCUAAGAGGCAUUUCGGAUGCUGAGCUGCUGCUCAAUGGUAAAUUUGAGAUCCAAGCUGGCACUGGCCUGGAUCGAAUGCUUCUUUCAGGUAAGAAGACUUGGGAGGGCACUUCCUUCCAAGAAUUGCUGGCUGAGGACAGCGAGGACCCUUGUUGA